This is a messenger RNA of Danaus chrysippus (African queen), 1194 nucleotides long. Lineage: Eukaryota; Metazoa; Arthropoda; Insecta; Lepidoptera; Nymphalidae. The record is from the annotation of a GenBank genome assembly.
AUGAUCACGUACGAUCAUGGACCGACCUCUCAGACGGCGACUCACGAAUACUACGAAACACUUAGACUUGAUUUGGGAAAAUAUAGACGCAUGACGCCAUCUACAGAUGUUAUCGGUGUAAAGUGGUCAUGUGGCGCGUGCAACAACGUGACCCAGCUGUCGACCCAGCUGGACCUGCUGCUGGCGGAGUACGAGCGAGCAUCUCCCCCGGCCGCUCCCACGGACGUCUCGGCCGCCUUGGAGGUCAAACAUGCCACCGUCAAUGAGAAAGACGCUACCGUCAGGCUGCUCGCCACCAUGUACCUGAGCUGGGAGGACAAGCGUCUGUCCUGGAACGCGACCGCUUGGGGCUGUGAUAGUACGUUAGUAUCAGCGGAGCGUCUGUGGCGGCCCGAGGUGCGCGUGUUGAGCGCGGCCACGGCGGGCGUGGACAGCGGCGCGGGUCCCCGGGCGCGCCUCACCAGCGCCGGGCUCGUGUCGUGGCCCGCGCCCGUGGACCUGCUGGCUCCCCUCACGCUCACACUAACAGACUGGCCGCACGACGAACAGCGGGCCGUGUUCAAGUUUGGUUCACAGUCACACACCGUGGAGGAGUUGAAACUGACCGUCAGCAAGAAAGAGCGGUCCGCCGUGUUCGAGUCAGGAGCGUGGGAGCUGGUAUCGAUCCAGAGCGCGGAGUCUACCUGGCGCCGGCUGGACGCCGACCACAGCGUGUUGUCCUGGUCGUUGAGUCUCCGGCGGCGCGCGGCGGCUCACUCCCUGUCAGCCAGCGCCAUCCUCGCCACCUCCGUGUUGCUGCUGGUCGGAGCCGCCCUCAUGCCGCCGGACAUGCGCGCUCCACUGUGUGCUGUGGCCGCUCUAAUUGUCUCAUUGUGGUUCAUCUCCAGCCUCCCUCGCCUGGGCAGCGCGUCCUCCGCUCCGCUAGUAAUGAGUCUGUUCUGUGUGGUGAGCUGCGUGUCCUGCCUAGCGGCGGGGGGCGCAGCGCUAGUGCUCCGCGUGAGUCGUUGUUCCGCUGCUCCUCCACCAGCCCUACGCAAGUUACUCACCACCGCCUCCACCUUCUGUAGUCUUGGUCCCUCAGAGUCAAGCGGCGUGGAGUACAGCGCGUGGGCGGCGGCGGCCCGGCUGCUCGACUAUGGACUCCUGGCUCUGUUCGGAUUCACGCUCACUGUAGUCGUGUGUCUCUACAUCUAG